CAUAGUGUCUCCUCUUUUUCCCCUUUAUCUUCUGCUGCAGGGUUUGUGUGGGUUUGUGCGAGGAGCUCGCUGCUGUGCUGGGAUGGGUCGUGUUAUUAGGGCGCAGAGGAAGGGAGCUGGCUCCAUAUUCCGGAGCCACACCCACCGACGCAAGGGCCCUGCCCAGUUCCGGUCUCUGGACUACGCCGAGCGCAAUGGCUACAUCAAGGGCGUCGUGUCUGAGGUGGUGCACGACUCCGGGCGCGGGGCUCCGCUUUGCAAGGUGACGUUCCGCCACCCCUUCCGCUUCAAACGUCAGAAGGAGCGGUUCAUUGCCGCCGAGGGCAUGUACUCCGGGCAAUUCGUGUACUGCGGCAAGAAGGCCACUUUGUCGAUCGGGAACGUGCUGCCUUUGAGGUCUGUGCCCGAGGGUGCCGUGGUGUGCAACGUGGAGCACCGCAUGGGAGAUCGGGGCGCGUUCGCGAGGGCGUCCGGUGACUACGCCAUCGUGGUGUCGCACAAUGUCGACAGCGGAACCACCCGCAUCAAGUUGCCGUCGGGAGCCAAGAAGGUGGUGCCGAGCGGGUGCCGAGCCAUGGUCGGGCAGGUCGCCGGCGGAGGCAGAACCGAGAAGCCGAUGCUGAAGGCCGGAAACGCGUACCACAAGUACAAGGUGAAGAGGAACAGCUGGCCUAAGGUGAGAGGUGUGGCGAUGAACCCCGUGGAGCAUCCCCACGGAGGAGGUAAUCACCAGCACAUUGGUCACGCGAGUACGGUUCGGCGGGACGCUCCUCCCGGGCAGAAGGUGGGUCUCAUUGCUGCCAGGCGGACGGGACGUCUGCGUGGUCAAGCCGCGACGGCGGCGUCGAAGGUGGACAAGGCGUAGAGGGAUGGCGGUGGUAGGGGGCGAGCGGUUGGGAAGUCCCAGCGGCGAUAGAGAGGGCGUGGUGCGGGGGAGAGACGCGAACGAGAGAGACGAUGCUGCGUAUGUGAUGUGUGUGGACUUGUGGAUCAAUGGAAUGGCGAAGGCCGAUAUUCGAGUAAA
This is a messenger RNA of Physcomitrium patens, 1024 nucleotides long. RefSeq names its product large ribosomal subunit protein uL2. Gene Ontology annotation, biological process: cytoplasmic translation. Gene Ontology annotation, molecular function: RNA binding; structural constituent of ribosome. NCBI's taxonomy places the organism in Eukaryota, Viridiplantae, Streptophyta, Bryopsida, Funariales, Funariaceae. The record is from RefSeq and is a predicted model, not a curated record. Gene Ontology annotation, cellular component: ribosome; cytosolic large ribosomal subunit.